GCGUUACACGUCCGAAUAUACCAAUAAUUAUUAGUAAAAUUUCAUUUUGUAACAUUUCGCAUAUUCUUGGUUUAUUCUCAGGACUCUGGCUGUGUGGAACCAGUCAAACAGUCAUCCUCUGUUCACGGAGUCUGACGCUCGGUAUCACCAGCUCGCUCUCACCAAGAUGAGGAGACUUCUCUACUUUAUCUGUGCUGUAACUCUUCUCUCUGUUGUAUCUUGGGUAACUAUUACGUUCUUCGGAGAGUCCGUGCGAUUUGUUUUGAACAAGGAGACCAAUGAGACCCUGACUGAGCCUGUACCCAGAUUACCAUUAAAGGCAUGGUAUCCCUUCGAUGCCAUGAGUGGCACAAUGUAUAUCGUAGCUUUCGUAUACCAGGUGUAUUGGCUGUUUUUCGCAAUGAUUAUUGCAAAUCUUCUUGAUGUCAUGUUCUGCUCUUGGCUUAUAUUUGCCUGCGAACAGCUGCAACAUCUGAAAGCUAUUAUGAAACCUCUAAUGGAGUUAAGUGCAUCGCUAGAUACGUAUAGACCAAAUACAGCAGAGUUGUUCCGAGUACCUUCAACAGAGAAAUCGGAAAAGAUACCAGAACCUUUGGACUUGGAUAUUAGGGGCAUAUAUUCUACACAGACUGACUUUGGAAUGACACUCCGUGGAGCUGGUGGGCGGUUACAGAUGUUUGGACAACCAAACCCAAAUAACCCGAACGGAUUGACGCAAAAACAAGAAAUACUGGCUCGAUCAGCCAUUAAGUACUGGGUUGAAAGGCAUAAGCACGUAGUCAGACUAGUGUCAUCAAUAGGCGAUACCUAUGGCACUGCUCUUCUAUUUCAUAUGCUGGUCUCCACUAUCACUCUUACUCUAUUGGCAUAUCAAGCAACUAAGAUAAAUGGACUGAAUGUAUACGCGUUCAGCACUGUGGGAUAUUUGAGCUACACCCUCGGCCAAGUGUUCCACUUCUGCAUUUUCGGAAACAGGCUAAUUGAAGAAAGCUCUUCAGUGAUGGAAGCUGCUUACUCUUGCCAAUGGUACGACGGAUCUGAGGAAGCGAAGACCUUCGUCCAGAUUGUCUGCCAACAGUGUCAGAAAGCCAUGAGUAUAUCUGGUGCUAAAUUCUUUACUGUCUCUCUGGAUCUGUUUGCUUCUGUACUCGGCGCUGUUGUAACAUAUUUCAUGGUCUUGGUACAACUAAAGUAAAAUAUUUAAUAUACUAUACGUUUUAAUAUUUUUUUUUAAUUAUUUAAUUUGUUACUUAAUAUAAUUCAUAUUCC
This is a messenger RNA of Leptidea sinapis, 1269 nucleotides long. It is a transcript of the gene Orco, whose product is annotated as odorant receptor coreceptor. The transcript is spliced from 9 exons. Bases 167 to 1195 code for a protein of 342 amino acids. The record is from RefSeq and is a predicted model, not a curated record. Gene Ontology annotation, biological process: detection of chemical stimulus involved in sensory perception of smell; sensory perception of smell. Gene Ontology annotation, molecular function: odorant binding; olfactory receptor activity. NCBI's taxonomy places the organism in Eukaryota, Metazoa, Arthropoda, Insecta, Lepidoptera, Pieridae. Gene Ontology annotation, cellular component: plasma membrane.